AUGAAACUUAAACUAAUCUUAGUUUGGAUUGUUGUUAUUUUACUUCCACAAACUUAGCAAGCAGCUUAUGAGGUAGCAGCCUUUAAUGACUACUGUAUUAAAUGCACUUACUUCAACUAUGUUCACUGCUAUCUUAACAAUAAAUGCUUCUCUGAAAACCCAGGUUUUUGUCUAUCAGUUAGAUCUAACAUAAUUGAUUGCAGCACUACAUCUGAUACUCCAAUUACAAUAUCAAUUACAGAUAGUUUAGUAGGAACAUAUAAAGGAAGGACUGAAUGGGUCUCUGGAGAGACUUGGGUAAUGUAUUAAUUCCAAAAUCAGUUAUCAAGUGGAAUCCCAGGGAGAUUAAGAAUCUCAUACUCAGGCACUAAUCUUAAAUUCUACAAAGCACCAUCAUUGGCAUUGGCAACAAAUGCUAAUCUAGUUAGAGUAGGUAUUACUGGUGAAUUAACAGUAAGCACUGGAACUACUUACUACCUGCUUGUCGUAAAUACUGAAAAUCUUAGAGAAACCUUCUAUAUGGAAUAUCAAAAUGGCUUUUACUUUAAAGCUAUGCCAAUAAUUUUUAUUAGCAGUGUAGUUAUUUUAUUUUCUCAAAUUUUAUUCUGA
Molecule: messenger RNA, 609 nt
Organism: Stylonychia lemnae
Lineage: Eukaryota; Ciliophora; Spirotrichea; Sporadotrichida; Oxytrichidae
Source: the annotation of a GenBank genome assembly